Manihot esculenta (cassava) is the source of this 1746-nucleotide messenger RNA. RefSeq names its product DNA repair protein recA homolog 3, mitochondrial. NCBI's taxonomy places the organism in Eukaryota, Viridiplantae, Streptophyta, Magnoliopsida, Malpighiales, Euphorbiaceae. The record is from RefSeq and is a predicted model, not a curated record. Gene Ontology annotation, molecular function: ATP hydrolysis activity; ATP binding; single-stranded DNA binding. The transcript is spliced from 8 exons. The coding region runs from base 121 to 1389 and encodes 422 amino acids. Gene Ontology annotation, biological process: DNA repair.
GCGGAGGGCUCAAAAAAGGAGGGAAACCAAAACUUCUUUAGGGCUAAAACCCUAAAAACAGAUUGUGUUCUCCCUCGCUUUUCCCUUUCUUCCUGAAAUUAUUUUUUGGCACAGGCUUACAUGGCCAACCUUCUUCGAAACGCUUCUUCUCUGAGACGUGCCCUACUUGCUCCCACGGUUUUCAAGGGAGGAAUAUUGGGAACGUCUUCUUGGAGUUGCAAUUUUUCUUCUAAAGGUAGAAAAAGAUCCAAGUCUGAUGGAAGUGACUCUAGUGAAGCUAACUUGUCUAAAAAAGAGGUGGCUCUGCAACAAGCCCUGGAUCAGAUUACUUGCACAUAUGGAAAGGGAUCUAUCAUGUGGUUUGGCCGGUCAAUUAUUCCAAAAGACGUUCCAGUGGUGUCCACAGGAAGUUUUGCACUUGACAUAGCACUUGGAACUGGUGGGCUUCCAAAGGGGCGUAUUGUGGAGAUUUAUGGUCCUGAGGCUUCUGGGAAAACUACUCUUGCUCUACAUGUAAUUGCUGAAGCACAGAAGCAAGGAGCUUACUGUGUUUUUGUUGAUGCUGAGCACGCUCUUGAUUCCUCAUUGGCUAAGGCCAUUGGAGUAAACACUGAAAACUUGCUUCUGUCACAACCUGAUUGUGGUGAACAAGCUCUCAGCCUGGUGGAUACACUUAUAAGGAGUGGUUCUGUGGAUGUUGUGGUUGUUGACAGUGUAAGUAAUGUAGCUGCCCUUGUGCCUAAAAGUGAGCUUGAUGGUGAGAUGGGCGAUGCUCAUAUGGCAAUGCAAGCUAGAUUGAUGAGCCAGGCGCUACGCAAGUUGACCCAUUCUUUAUCGCUGUCACAGACGAUUUUGAUCUUCAUAAAUCAAGUGAGGUCAAAGCUUAGUACCUUUGGAUUUGGUGGGCCAACUGAAGUAACUUGUGGUGGUAAUGCUUUGAAGUUCUAUGCUUCAUUGCGCUUAAACGUAAAAAGAGUGGGGUUUAUAAAGAAGGGGGAAGAGACCAUAGGAAGUCAAGUUCAAGUGAAGAUCGUAAAGAAUAAACUUUCUCCCCCAUUUAAAACUGUCCAAUUUGAGCUUGAGUUUGGGAAGGGAAUAUGCCGGGAAUCAGAGCUCAUAGAUUUGGGGUUAAAACACAAAUUCCUUGUCAGGGCUGGUUCAUUUUACAAUUACAAUGGUCAGAGUUUCCGUGGGAAGGAAGCCCUUAGGCAGUUUUUAGCUGAAAAUGAUGUUGCACGGGAAAAACUUACUAUGAAGCUCAGGCAGGAGCUACUUGAUUUUGGCUCAGGUAAGGAACAGGGAACAGAAGCUACUGGUGGAGAACCUGUAGAAGGAAUUAUUUCAGCUGACGCUACUGAUGAAGAAGCAGUUAUUGCAGUAGAGGCGUAAUAUGCAAAUACAUCAAAUUGUAGAUUGAGGCUAUCCCGCUAGAUUCCAUGGUAUGAUUCAGUUUUCCAAGGGAUCCUGUCAUCCUGCAGUCCCAUUUCCUGCUUAUUAAAAAUGGAAGGCCAGUUGUUUCUGAUCACAAGCAAUCAUUGUGUAUAUUUACACAAGGUUAGCAAGUUAAAUGUUUAAGUUGGCCUUGGCCAUGCAAGUUUUUGGGUCGGGCGGGUUAACUUUUGUGGCGUCCAAAAGGAGCGGCUCCAAUCAGGCUUGGUGCAAAAUUCUUUGCAUGUCCGGCCCAUCGUGUAUGUUAACUAAGAACAACCUAAUAUUUAGAAAUGAAAAUCCACAAAAUUUAUUUUA